GAGAGCGCAUGCGCGGGGCGGCGGGCAAACAUGGCGGCGGCUAGCUCCGUGUCGCGGCUCCAGGACUUACCUUCAGACCCGCUCCUGCACGUGCUGUCCUACCUCAGCUUCAGAGACCUGCUCAGCUGCAGUCAUGUGUGCAGACGUCUGAAUGACCUGAGCAAGCACAACCCUCUGUGGAAGAGACUCUGCCACAAGCACUGGCUCCUCAAAGAGUCAGACCGUGCAGAGAGUGCCCUCUCCUGGUAUGGCUUGUUCGUGCACACAUACUCCGACCUGGGUCGAUAUGUCGAGUUCUACGCCGAGCUCAAAUACAACUGGGACCAGCUCACAGACUACCUCCAGCAAAAGUGUCCUCGAAUCAUCGCCUCUCUCAAAGAGGGAGCCUCAGAGUCUGAGCUGGACGCGGUGGAGGCUCAGAUUGGACUCAAACUCCCAAACGACUAUCGCUGCAGCUGCAGAAUCCACAAUGGACAGAAACUCGUCAUUCCAGGUUUAAUGGGGAGCAUGUCUCUGUCUAAUCACUACCGCUCGGAGGUUCUUCUUGAUGUGGAAACAGCGGCCGGAGGCUUCCAGACUCGCCCCGGGAUGAAACUCUGUCUCCCCCUCACCUUUUGCUUUCACACAGGUCUCUCCCAGUACCUCAGCCUGGAGCAGGAGGAAGGGAGGAGCAGAGGGGAGGUGUUUUACCCCUGUCCGAACCAGAGAGCCUCAGACCCCUCGGCCAUUGAUAUGUUCAUCACAGGUUCUAGUUUCUCAUCCUGGUUCACGUCAUACGUGCAGAACGUGGUGAGCGGAGAGUUCCCCAUCAUCAGAGACCAAAUCUUCAGAUACGUCCAUGAAAAAGGCUGCGUGGCAACCACUGAUGACAUUACAGUUUCAGUGUCGACGUCGUUCCUCCCAGAGCUGUCCUCUGUCCACCCCCCACACUAUUUCUUCACCUACAGGAUCAGGAUAGAGAUGUCUCCGUGUGUUCCUGCCUCUGCGUCCUGUCAGCUCGACUCCAGAUACUGGAAGAUCACCACCUCAGACGGGAAUGUGGAGGAAGUGCAGGGCCCAGGGGUCGUGGGUGAGUUCCCGGUGAUGACUCCUGGUAAAGUGCAUGAGUACGCCUCCUGCACCACCUUUUCCACCCCCUCAGAGUACAUGGAGGGACACUACACCUUCCACAGACUGGCGAACAAAGAGGAGGUGUUCCAGGUGGCUAUCCCUCGCUUCCACAUGGAGUGUCCCCCGUUCAGAAGACCUCCAACCAAACAGAAACAGGAGGAGGAGGACGAGGAGGAGGAAGAGGAAGUGAAUGGCUCUUCUCCCUCAUGGUGGCACAACAUCUAACAUGACAGUGCCACACACAGACAGCUGCUUCAGUCGUGGUGGAGAGACUUUUUUCUUUGGGCCCCAAAAGGAUGAACUUAAUCUUCUUUAAAAUGAAUCUUGUCUAAACGCAAACAGAGAUGUUACAGCGGUCAGUUGAAACUUUGUGGUUCUGUGUUACCAGGGAAACCAUUAAAAACUAUUUACAGUUUGUGGGGAAAGGUCACGGGGUCAUGGGGUUAGACACUAUGAAUUUGAAAUGUGAAAUUGUUUUGUAAAGUUUUUGGAGAUAAAAUCACUAUUAUUCA
Messenger RNA from Periophthalmus magnuspinnatus, 1622 nucleotides. It is a transcript of the gene fbxo3, whose product is annotated as F-box protein 3. The coding region runs from base 31 to 1335 and encodes 434 amino acids. The record is from RefSeq and is a predicted model, not a curated record. NCBI's taxonomy places the organism in Eukaryota, Metazoa, Chordata, Actinopteri, Gobiiformes, Gobiidae. The transcript has 13 exons. Gene Ontology annotation, molecular function: protein binding.